Monodelphis domestica (gray short-tailed opossum) is the source of this 2944-nucleotide messenger RNA. Its product is annotated as inter-alpha-trypsin inhibitor heavy chain H4. Lineage: Eukaryota; Metazoa; Chordata; Mammalia; Didelphimorphia; Didelphidae. The record is from RefSeq and is a predicted model, not a curated record.
GUUAUUGAUUUAUAGAGGCCUCUAAAUUCUGGCCCUUCCCUAUCUUUGUAUAGUCAAAAUGGAGCCUGCAGCUCAUGCCCAGCUCUUCCCCAUUCUUCUUCUUCUACUGGCCUCCCUCAGGCCCAUCACUGCUCAAGAGUAUGAUAUUGAUAUCUACAGUCUCACCGUGGACUCUAAGGUCACAUCACGCUUUGCCCAUACCACCAUCACUAGCCGUGUAGUCAAUAAGGCAGAAGAGGCCCGAGAGGCCAUCUUCCAGGUGGAGCUGCCCAAGACAGCCUUCAUUACCAACUUCUCCAUGGUCAUUGAUGGUGUGACAUACCCGGGGGAGAUCAAGGAGAAGGCAGCUGCCCAGGAGAAGUACAGCUCUGCUGUGGCCCAGGGUCAGAGUGCUGGAAUCAUCAAGGCCACAGGAAGAAGCCUGGAGCAGUUCCAAGUGUCUGUCAAUGUGGCCCCUGCUGCCAAGGUCACUUUUGAGCUGGUCUAUGAAGAGCUGUUGAAACGGCAACUGGGGAAGUAUGAGCUGAUGCUGAAGGUCCGACCCCAACAGCUGGUGAAACACCUGCAGAUAGACAUCCACAUCUUUGAGCCUCAAGGCAUCAGCUCCCUGGAGACUGAGAGCACCUUCAUGACCAAUGACCUGGCAGACGCCCUCACCACAACCCAGAACAAGACCAAGGCUCACAUAGUGUUCAAGCCAUCUCUGAGUCAGCAACAGAAGGAGCCUGGGAAGGAAGACACGGCUGUGGAUGGUAACUUCAUUGUCCGUUAUGAUGUGGACCGAGUCACUGAUGCAGGGGACAUCCAGAUUGAGAACGGAUACUUCGUGCAUCACUUUGCCCCAGCAGAGCUGCCUACACUGACUAAGAAUGUGGUCUUUGUCAUCGACAAGAGCGGGUCCAUGUUUGGUAGGAAGAUUACACAGACUCGGGAGGCACUGGUAAAGAUUCUGGAUGAUCUCACGCCAAAGGACCAGUUUAACUUGGUCAUCUUCAGUGGAAGUGUGACCCAAUGGAAACCAUCACUGCUUCAGGCCUCAGCUGAGCAUGUGGAGAAAGCCAAGAAAUUUGCCCGCAAUAUCCAGGCAAAUGGAAAUACCAACAUCAAUGAAGCUGUCCUUGUGGCUGUGAAAAUGCUAGAUGAGAGCAACAGGAGAGAGCAGCUACCGGAAGAGAGCGUUUCCCUGGUCAUCCUGCUCACAGAUGGGGAUCCCACUACAGGGGAGCAAGACCCCAAGAAGAUUCAGAAGAAUGUGAGGGGAGCUAUAGGAGGUCGCUAUUACCUCUAUUGCCUGGGUUUUGGUUUUGAUGUCAACUAUGCUUUCCUGGAGAAGCUGGCUCUGGAGAAUGGUGGGGUGGCACGGCGCAUCUAUGAGGAUUCAGAUGCUGACUUGCAGCUCCAGGAUUUUUACCAGGAAGUGGCCAACCCAUUGCUAACCAAGGUGGAGUUCCAGUACCCAGACAAUUCCGUGGAACUGCUUACACAAGACAACUUCUUGGUUUUCUUCCGGGGCUCUGAGCUAGUGGUGGCUGGGAAACUCAAGCCCCAGGUGGAGGAUUUGCUCUCAGUCAAAGUCAAAGGCCAGUCGAGCACCCAGAACUUCACCUUCCAAACAGAAGUGAAUGUUGAGGACAAGGAGAAGGUGUUCCAGAGCCCAAAGUACAUUUUCCACAACUUCAUGGAACGCCUGUGGGCAUACCUGACCAUUCAGCAGCUGUUGGAGAAAGCUGUUUCAGCAUCAGCUGAGGAGAAGAAGAGCCUGGAGGCCCGGGCUUUGGGACUGUCCCUCAACUUCAGCUUUGUUACCCCACUCACAUCCAUGGUGGUCACCAAGCCAGAGGGCCAGGAUCAGGCCCAGGUGGCUUCAAAGCCAGUGGAAGCAGAUAACUAUCGGUUGUCUUCACUGGCACUCUCAUUGUCAAAUACGCAGACAUCUAAAGUAGCUAGAAGAAAACAUUCUAAGUCCUCAGCUGGUUCACACAGAAUGCAAGGGCUCAAAAAGAGCAUUGUUGAUGCUGAAAUUGAAGCAUCAGAGAUCAAAACCAAGUCAUCCAUCAGGUCCAGGUCAGGUCUUACUCGAAAUAAUUAUAAAAUGGAGGAAGUUGACAUCUCUGUUCCCUCCCCUCCUGCUCCAGUGGAAGGGGAACCACAUUUCAUCUUUUCAGUAUCUGAACUUAGUGGUAACAGUAACCAGAGAGCCAUGUGUAUGGAUGUCAAGGAGUCAUCUCAGACGCCUCUGAUGCUCAUCUCUUAUCCCAUCCAAGGCAUUGAGGUGACUGGCAAGUAUGAGGAGAGAAUGGAUAAGUUUGUCUGGCUCCAGGUGAGUUACAAGACUCCUGAGGUGAAGGUGCGUGUGACCCAGGAUAGCAUUGUGGUGACUCGUGGCCGUGGUGGGAAAAGUUCCUCUUACCAAUGGCAGCAAACCCUACACUUGGUGAUGUCUGGACUGAAGCUGACCUUGGAAAAUGGCGUCUUGCUGCUUAGUGCCCCAGACAAAGUCACCAUUGCCCUGGUGUCCUUGAACCAUCCCACUCCUAGACUGCAACUCAUUAUGCAAGUUCCAGUUGACUUCUCCCUCGAAGCCAGUGGAGUCCUUGGUCAACUUUACUGGGAUUUGCUGUUGGAUUCUGCCAACGUGAGAACUGAAGACACAUGGGAGCUAAAUGUGAGGGGAAAGAACUAUACAGUCACCAGAAAUUUCAGGGGGAAUUCUCAAAGAAGCAGGGGUACCAGUUCACUGCCAACAUUUCUAUGCUACAUCUAUGCUUGGAGCAGCCCUUAGUGGGUGAAGAUUAAUGAUCAGCUGUGCUUUCUUCUUCUAAACUCCAUGCCUGGCACAGCCCAGGCCAACCAGGACCCUCCCCUGCCCUUUGCUAUGUGUCUACCUGGGACAGAUGGGGAGGCAAGACAGGUGAAAAAUGUUAUAAAACAGAGGUCACUGUCA